Messenger RNA from Linum tenue, 468 nucleotides. The record is from the annotation of a GenBank genome assembly. NCBI's taxonomy places the organism in Eukaryota, Viridiplantae, Streptophyta, Magnoliopsida, Malpighiales, Linaceae.
AUGUACGGCGAGGGCGGAUUCGACCAGGAAGAGCCUAGAAGACGAAGCUCCGUCACCGCCAUGGUGGAGGAGGAGCAGGGAGGGAGGACCAGGACGGCGACGGCGAGUUCUAAAUCUAUCACGGGCGCCUAUACCACCUACUCAGCAGAUGACAGAUCCGAUGGAGGGGCUAGGUUAUGUGACUCUGUCGGCGGCGAGUGCGGAGGAGGUUUGGCCUUUGACGACGUUCACUCCCUGUUCAUUUCCGGCUACAGGGUUGAGGCUGUUGCUGUUGCUGUGGAGCUGAUGCACACAAUACUGUUGCUGCCAUUUCUUUCACCGCCACCGCCAGGUUUACCGAAAGACAAUGUUGUUGAUGAAUUAAUGGUGUCGUCUGUGGCAACAGCCACCACGAUGGUGAUUGGGCUGGGGGAGGUGGAUGCGCGAGCGACGAAAGCGGUGGAGGUGUUGGCCGUGGUGACGCACUAG